AACUAUUUCUCAAUAUUAAAUAAGCGGUCAAGGUCCAUCGUCAGCUCCUGCCAUCUAUCAACAUUUCAAAGUAUUAAUACGUGAAUUGAAAUUGUCUAUUUUCUAGUUUCUCUUGCUGGUGUUCGGGUUCUCGUAAGCAAAAUGGAAAUCGCAAUUUUGAGUGUGUCGGAUAAAACUGGAUUGAUUGAUUUUGCUAAGAGAUUGCAUAAUGCUGGAUUAAAACUUGUUGCUUCUGGAGGAACAGCAAAGGCUAUUAGAAAUGCAGGAUUACCUGUUAGAGAUGUUUCUGAUUUAACAGGAGCUCCGGAAAUGUUAGGAGGACGAGUUAAAACAUUACAUCCUGCUGUUCAUGCAGGAAUUCUUUCUCGUAAAACACCUUCAGAUAAAGCAGAUAUGGAUCGUCAAGGAUACGAAUUUGUGAGUGUUGUUGUUUGUAAUCUGUAUCCUUUUAAAAAGACAAUAGCUGAUCCUAAUGUAACAGUAGCUGAUGCAGUUGAGCAAAUUGAUAUUGGUGGAGUUACAUUAUUACGUGCUGCUGCAAAAAAUCAUGAUAGAGUAACUGUAAUAUGUGAUCCCAAUGAUUAUAAUCUUGUUGCUUCUGAACUUGAACAGUCAUCAGCACAUUCUACAUCAUUAGAAGUGAGAAAAAAUCUUGCAGUUAAGGCAUUUAAUCAUACUGCAGAAUAUGAUGCAGCUAUCUCUGAUUAUUUUCGUCGUCAGUAUUGCAAAGGAGUAUCACAACUUCCGUUAAGAUAUGGCAUGAAUCCUCAUCAAAAUCCUGCUCAGAUCUAUACUACAGAAAAACAACUUCCAUUUAAUGUUGUAAAUGGAUCUCCUGGAUUUAUAAAUCUUUGUGAUGCACUAAAUUCUUGGCAGUUGGUAAAAGAAUUAAAAACCUCUCUUGGAUUGCCUGCAGCAGCUUCAUUCAAACAUGUCAGUCCAGCUGGAGCAGCAGUUGGAGAUAGUCUUACUCUUGAACAAGCUAAAGUUUGUAUGGUUGAUGAUUUAUAUAAACAAUUAACUCCUUUAGCUAUUGCUUAUGCUAGAGCACGUGGUGCUGAUAGAAUGUCUUCCUUUGGUGAUUUCAUUGCUUUAUCUGAUCCAUGUGAUGAAAUUACAGCAAAAAUAAUUUCAAGAGAAGUUUCAGAUGGUAUUAUAGCUCCUGAUUAUACACCAGCAGCAUUUGAAAUAUUGAAGAAGAAGAAGGGUGGUGCUUAUUGCAUGUUAAAGAUGGAUCUUGCUUACGAACCUGCAGUUAUGGAAUCUAAAGUGUUAUUUGGAUUGACAUUGGAACAGAAGAGAAAUAAUGCUUUGAUCAACAAAGAUUUGUUUGACACUAAAAAUAUAGUUUCAAAGAAUAAAAAUUUAUCCAAAGAAGCUCUGCGAGAUUUAAUUGUUGCUACGACAGCUGUAAAAUACACUCAGUCCAAUUCCGUGUGCUAUGCAAAAGACGGUCAGGUAAUUGGGACUGGUGCAGGACAACAAUCCAGAAUUCAUUGUACCAGAUUGGCUGGAGACAAAGCAAACAAUUGGUGGUUACGUCAACAUCCUAAAGUGACAGGAAUGGUAUUUAAGAAAGGUGUCAAACGAGCAGAAAUGUCAAAUAUCAUUGAUGUUUUUGUUGCAGGAAGUAUUGGAAAGGAUAUGUCUAGAGAGACUUUUGAAUCAGCUUUAGAAAAUCCACCCUCUCCUCUAACUGAGUCAGAAAAAGAACAAUGGAUUUCUCAAUUGUCUGGUGUGGCCUUGAGUUCGGAUGCAUUUUUUCCAUUCCGAGAUAAUAUAGAUCGUGCACGCCAAAGCGGAGUACAAUAUAUCAUCAGUCCUGGUGGAUCUACUAAUGAUGAAGCAGUUAUCGAAGCGUGCAACGAAUAUGGAAUUAUUUUGUUUCACUCAAAACUGCGUUUGUUCCAUCAUUAAUCCUUUUAUCAAUUAAAUAAAUUCACCAGUUUUCAAAAAAUGUUAAUCUGUAUCCAAACAAAUAAAAUACUGUAUAAGCAAUCUUCCUUGAGAAUAUCUAACUUUUAAUAAUCUGCAUUAUUGUAAUUAAAGUUGUAACACACUUUUUAAAGCAGAGAAUCAAAAUAUCUUCUAUAUCUAUCAGGACUUACAGCUAUUAAAUACUUAAUUGUAUUUUGUAGUUGGAAUAGGUUUCAGCCCUAAAUCUUUAAAACAUAUUGUCUUUGUAUAGCAGAUUCUGAGCAGUCAAUGAUGCAUCUAAAAUUUUCAAAGACCCAGUUUUUUAACUGCCUCCUGUGGCCAUUAUAUAUGUUU
Messenger RNA from Centruroides sculpturatus (bark scorpion), 2271 nucleotides. Its product is annotated as bifunctional purine biosynthesis protein PURH-like. Gene Ontology annotation, biological process: 'de novo' IMP biosynthetic process. The coding region runs from base 142 to 1917 and encodes 591 amino acids. Gene Ontology annotation, cellular component: cytosol. Gene Ontology annotation, molecular function: phosphoribosylaminoimidazolecarboxamide formyltransferase activity; IMP cyclohydrolase activity. The transcript has 19 exons. NCBI's taxonomy places the organism in Eukaryota, Metazoa, Arthropoda, Arachnida, Scorpiones, Buthidae. The record is from RefSeq and is a predicted model, not a curated record.